Messenger RNA from Grosmannia clavigera kw1407, 1443 nucleotides. Its product is annotated as major facilitator superfamily transporter. Gene Ontology annotation, cellular component: membrane. Gene Ontology annotation, molecular function: transmembrane transporter activity. The transcript is spliced from 5 exons. The record is from RefSeq and is a predicted model, not a curated record. NCBI's taxonomy places the organism in Eukaryota, Fungi, Ascomycota, Sordariomycetes, Ophiostomatales, Ophiostomataceae. The coding region runs from base 1 to 1443 and encodes 480 amino acids. Gene Ontology annotation, biological process: transmembrane transport.
AUGGAGUCCACGGUUGUCAUUGAUAGCUUUGCCCCCGAAGAGGGGGAUGUUUCCAAGGAGGCACGCCUGACUGCAUUUCCGUCAGAGCAGAUUAGCUCGUCCAGCGACAGAGAGCGACAGAGAAGGCUGGUGCGAAAGCAGGACCUGCGCAUUUUGCCGUUGUGUGCGGCCAUCUACCUGCUCUGUUACCUGGACCGGUCCAACAUUGGCAAUGCCAAGGUGCUCAAUGCCGCCACCCACGACGACCUGCUGUCUGACACAGGCAUGUCCGCGUACCAGUACACCAUCGCCCUGAUGGUCUUUCUGAUCGCCUACGCCCUCUUCGAGGUGCCGUCCAACUACCUGCUCAAGCGCUUGCACCCGAGCCGCUGGAUCGCCUUCCUAAUGGUCUCCUGGGGUGCCAUCACCAUGGGCCUGAGCGGUGCCCACAGCUAUGCUGCCGUGACCGUGGUCCGUCUCUUGCUCGGCGUCUUUGAGGCCGGCCUCUUCCCCGGCCUCGUCUACUACCUCACCUUUUGGUACUCUGCCCAGGAGCGAUCGCUGCGCGUCGCCAUCAUCCUGGCCUCGGCCACGCUCGCCGGCGCAUUUGGUGGCGCCAUCGCCUACGGCGUCGGUCACAUGAACCAGGUUCGCGGCAUGUCCGCCUGGCGCUGGCUGUUCCUACUCGAAGGCCUGCCAUCCCUGCUAUCCGGCAUCUUUGUCUGGUUCUUCCUCCCGGACUGUCCCGAAACGGCCGCCUGGCUGUCGCCGGACGAAAAGGCCUUGGCCUCUCGCCGCGUCGCCCAGAUGAGUCUGGCCGGCAAGUCGCUCACCUGGGUCGAGGCCAAGGCCACCCUGACCGAGUGGCGGCUGUGGAUGCAUUACUUUAUCUACUUUGGCAUCUCCACACCCUUCUCUAGCCUGUCUCUCUUCACCCCGUCCAUCACGGCUGGACUUGGCUACACAAACCUAAGAGCCCAGCUCAUGACUGUGCCCCCGUACGCUGCUGCCUACGUCGUCACUUUACUUGUUGCCUGGUCGGCAGACCGUUUUAAUGCACGUGCUCUCCACUCUGCCCUUCUCGCCACUGUUGGCGCUGUGGGAUUUCUCGCCUCUGCCGUCCUCCCGGCAGAAAGCUACUCGCAUCGCUACGGCUGCCUUAUCGUUGCGUCUUGUGGUGCCUUUUCGUGUAUCCCCCCCUUAUUGGGCUGGCUGUCCUCCAACGUUCACACCACGGCUGCCAUUGGCCUUGCUAUUGCCCUCAAUAUCUCCAUGGGUGCGCCGGGUCAGAUCGUAGGUGUGUGGAUAUACAAGGCCGACGAGGCCAAGAUCGGAUACCCAACAGGCCACUGGACCAACGCUGGCUUGCUGUUUUUCGUCGCCGCCGGCUGUCUGACUAUGCACAUGUACUAUGUUUGGAGAAACAGAAACGGUGGCGUCGACGGUGUAAGGUUCAAGUAUUGA